Molecule: messenger RNA, 1509 nt
Organism: Frieseomelitta varia
Lineage: Eukaryota; Metazoa; Arthropoda; Insecta; Hymenoptera; Apidae
Product: tetraspanin-7-like
Exons: 5
Coding region: 146-877 (243 amino acids)
Cellular component (GO): membrane
Source: RefSeq, a predicted model, not a curated record
ACACGUCGUGCUAUCCCUCUGCAAAUCGAUCGACUUUUCACUUGUUUCAAGAGUGUAGUGCGUAGUACUUAGAUACUCCCUAAAAAUUCAGUCGUAGGGCACGUUUGUACCACAAGAAUAAGAAACAGUUUCAUAAUCGAGCAAAAUGACGAAAGGUUUGGAAACGGUGGCUACGAUGGCUUGCAUGAAGACCCUGCUGAUGCUCUUCAACUGUAUCUUCUGGAUAUUUGGCCUAUUGGUACUGGGCAUUGGAAUUUGGACGCGAAUUCAACUUCAUGAUUACAUGGACGUAAGCGCGGAAAACAGCAGGGCAGCUUUAUUGGCAUUGGCUUGUUUGGGCGGCAUUUUAACUUUGACAGCGACACUUGCCUGCUGUUGUACAACUCACGGCCAUCCAGCCCUCUUGUUUCUGUACGGUGCUUUCUUGGCUAUUGUUGCAUUACUGGAACUUGCAGCUGGUGCAUCGAUUUAUGCUUACCGUAACAAUCUAAAUGAAAAAUUUGAUCACGAUCUCAAUCAAACGAUGCUCAUCUAUGGCCAGAAUGAGAAGAAGAGCGCUGAUAUCGACACUAUACAAUCUACAUUGCAAUGCUGCGGUAACAGAGUUUAUGCCGAUUGGUUGAACAUGUCUCCAGCAAUGGAAAUUCCGUUGUCUUGUUGCAAAGCAAGCGUGCCAGAGAAAAAUUGUAACGUUAACGAUAUAAAUGACAUUUAUACUCAGGGCUGCUACACUCGCGUGUUACGCUUCAUAAAUGGUAACAUUGGCUUGGUUGCUGGAAUAGCAGUCGGCGUAGCAUUCUUUCCUUUCAUAGGCGUCUUCCUAGCUUGUUGUUUGGCUAGCAACAUCAACAAAGUCAAGUAUGAGCAGGUUGCUUAGAAUUUGCGUCGUUCGCAUAAAAUUCUGUGCCAGUGAGAAAAAUCUGCACUGCUCAGGAGAAGAACGUUUUCAAACCAACAACCUCCAUUCUAUACUAGCGAAUAAAGUUGCACGAUCACGUAUCAAAAUCUCAUAAAGAAUGAGACUGUUAUAUAUGGAUGCUGCAUCAGAAUCAUUAUUUUUCUUAUUAUGGUUAAAAUAACGAUGCAAACAACAAAAUGUUAUCACAAAAUGAUUCAAUUUGUGGAAUAGACAAAUAUCUUAUCACAUAUGCCGUUUGAUCUUUUCAUUCAAAAUGUACAUAUUGUGCCAUUAUUUCUUUUAUAAACAGAUACAUUGGUCUGAAUGAAAAAUUCAACGUGAAAUCUGCACACAACACAGAACAUGUUACGUUAUUAUUCUGUAUUUUUCUCAGAGCUUUUAAUUUAGAAAAAAAAACAGUGAGAAUUAAUAACAUUUUUUUAUAUAUUACAAACGUAUAUUAUUAUUAUUAUUCGUAUAUAUUAUAAAAAUCUUUUAAAUUGUUACGUGUUGUUACGUUAGAAGGAUCAGAUUUCAAAGAUAAGAUAUCAAAAACGAUAAUUGUCCGCAAAUAUAAAAUUUGCGGAUAAAAUUUUUUUUUUUAUAGAAAU